AUGGCAACAUCUAGUCAACGUACGAAUCGAUUAAUAUCACCCAGAAAAAAAUAUUCACCCCCUAAACCACUCGGACCGUCACUAAAAGAUCUCGGUAAAUUAUUACCCCGAAGAUAUGAAGAAACAAAGACCGUCAAUAUUCAAGCCUUGUCGCAUAAAUCUAUAUUAGAUAUAGGCAAAAGCAUAGAAGAACAUACAAAAGAAAAAAAUCAUCGCUUAGUUAAAGAGACAGUUGAUAGUACCGAGCAGAAAGUAUGGAAAAAAGCAAACGAAAUAAAACGACAAGAAUUACAGGAGGUGUUGGAAGCCGCGGCUUUAGAAAAAGAGCGUGCUCUCGCUACAGCAAAAGAGUCUGAAAAGAGAGCGUUAGCGCGUGAAACGCAAAAAAUCAAGGAUGAAAUGCAAGAAUCAAUGUAUAAUCGAUUGGAACAGCAAAGAAUACAGGCAGAAGCUAGGUUAAAAAUGGAGAUUAUGUCAACAUUAAAGAACGAAGAACAACUUAGAAAGCAAGCUUUUAAUGAAGGUAGAAUUUUUGAAAGAGCAUUAGCUGAGAAAGAAGCUCGAGAAACUUCUCGACAAUAUGAACAAAGGAGACAGGCUGAUGUCAGAAAGUAUACAAAAGCUAAAUUUGAAGCUAUGCAAAAUUUAGCCACAAAAAUGAAUAAAGAAAAAGAAGAAGCUUUGGUUAAACUCAGACAAGGUUUCAUUGUUGAAAUUGAAGACAAGAUUAGCACAGUUAAUAAGGAACACCAAGAGGAAAUAGGUAAACUUGAAAGGGUUAUCGAUGCUUAUAAAAGCAGGUGUUCAGAGUUAAGGCAACAAUUACGCCAUCAUUAUACAUUAAAAAUAUUGAGUGAUAAAAAGCUAGAAGAUGUUAUCAAAGAAUUUCAACAGUUUAUAGAAAUGCAACCGACAUUUCAGAAAGGACAAGCUGAAUACUUGAUUAAAAUUUUAUAA
Trichoplax adhaerens is the source of this 957-nucleotide messenger RNA. RefSeq lists its product as uncharacterized. NCBI's taxonomy places the organism in Eukaryota, Metazoa, Placozoa, Uniplacotomia, Trichoplacea, Trichoplacidae. The transcript is spliced from 2 exons. The coding region runs from base 1 to 957 and encodes 318 amino acids. The record is from RefSeq and is a predicted model, not a curated record.